Ophidiomyces ophidiicola is the source of this 1497-nucleotide messenger RNA. RefSeq lists its product as uncharacterized. The transcript is spliced from 2 exons. The record is from RefSeq and is a predicted model, not a curated record. NCBI's taxonomy places the organism in Eukaryota, Fungi, Ascomycota, Eurotiomycetes, Onygenales, Onygenaceae. Bases 1 to 1497 code for a protein of 498 amino acids.
AUGCCUGCUCAGCCCAUGUCAGACACACGGACACCCGCGUCUGAACGCGCUCUGUCGCCGCCCGUCCCUCAGCGCACCUUUUUCUUUGUUAAUGAGGAGUCCUCGAGCAAAGGCAAGCGUGCCCACGUCAUGAAACACCACAUCCAGGAGAAGAAAAAGGAACGGAGGAAACUGCUCGCCCAAGCGACUGCUGGGCCUGGCGGUCGAGAAACCCGGGGUCUCCAUUGGACUAGGAAAGUUGAGCCUUCGCAGGGUGCUGCCGCGAGGGUUUCUUCCUCCUCCAAGAAAGAUUCCGUGGCGAGGUCAAAGCUUAGGCGUGAUGCGGAUGAUUUUCGAAUUCCUGACCUGAUAACUUGUUCUCUAUGUCGUCAUCUCAACCUGAGUCCAAACAGAUCGGAUCCAUUUGAUACACUCCCACUGUCGCUGACUGAUGAAUCGCAACAGCUCGUGGACUGUUGGACCAAAAAGCUCUCCUACUGGUCUGGCCAGAAUGUCCACAUGAAAAUUGCUGCUUUUCAACAAGCGAUGCUGCAUCCAAUGACAUUCCAUGUAAUGAUCUUAACCUACUGUGCAAGACUUCGUGCUCGGGUAUUAGGCGUACGAAAUACUCCACAGUCGUUUCAGUACAUUGCAACGGCUGAGCGAGCUCUUUCAAGAUAUAUAGAGAAAACGAACAACCCGUAUGAUGAAAAUGUCAUCAUGGCAUUCUCGGCUCUGUCCCUGCAGGAAGAACGAUAUGGCGAUAAAGUAAAAGCUGCAGAACAUUUGCACCAGGCUAUGUUGCGACUACGGCCCCGUACAGGGAUGUAUUUUUUCCAAGAUGUGUUCGUACAUUAUGUCCGGUACACGAUGGGCCCGCGCGAAGUGAUUGGAAGUCCCGAAGACGUUCACCGCCUAAUGUCAUUCCUUCGAAGUGCAGAAUUCGCCGCCAAAUAUUGCCACCCUGUUACACCCAGCGACUUACGAAUGUCGGCGUUCCAAUUUGGCUCUACUUUCCAUAUGUUGCUCUCCUCCGGACCACGCCCGAGUCACGUCCCGGACGAAGAACGGCGUUGGGUGGUAAAAUAUGGCUCCAUCCACGACCUCUGCCGGAUUUCAUCCCUGAUCUAUAUCACGCUCUCCUUAAUGCAUUACCGAAAUUCUCCUCACAUGUGCAAUCGAUUUCUCCAGAACGCCUUAACGAAGGUAAAUUCGCACCGUCUUGAUCACUGGCCGUCGACAGAGACUCUGGUCUGGAUGCUUCUAGAAGAUCCGUUUGAUGCCGAUCUAAAAGAUCCCCAUCGGGCAUGGAUUGUGGGUGACUUGAUGGAGUCCGUCCAAAAACUGCCUCAAGAAUUGAAUUUCCAGUUCAGCGAAUUGCUAUUGAGAUUUUUGAUGAUGAGGCCCUUGGAUCUUGAAAUCUCGGUUGAAAAGUUCGAAGCCAACCUUUGGGCAUUCCUUGAUUUACAGAAACGAGAGCUACGGUCGAACACACAUUCCACGGUUGAGACGGACUAG